This is a messenger RNA of Penicillium concentricum, 1722 nucleotides long. RefSeq names its product LysM peptidoglycan-binding domain-containing protein. Lineage: Eukaryota; Fungi; Ascomycota; Eurotiomycetes; Eurotiales; Aspergillaceae. The transcript has 4 exons. The record is from RefSeq and is a predicted model, not a curated record. Bases 1 to 1722 code for a protein of 573 amino acids.
AUGUCUGGAGUACUCAUCAACGUUUGGUUCUUUCUCUAUACUUUGACCAGCGCCGGAUUCGUUCUCUUUCCGAAGGCCAGUGUCGAAAGUGCAGGCUAUUCUGAUGAAUGUGUCGAUGCUCUUUCCACAAACAUCACAGAAUGUAAUAAUGCGGUUUCCUCGUUUGAUGCCAACACCGCCUACUCUCAGAAGAUUCUAGAGUUGGGCUGCACUGAUGACUGUGGAUCUGCUCUGGCAUCUUGGGAGAAAAGUAUCAAAGAUUCGUGCAGAGGUGUGACUUAUGUUGAUGGUUACGGCAAUACCGUUCCUAUUUCCUCUGUUGCGUCUAUCAGAAGCUUCAACUUCAACCAAACUUGCAGACUGAACGAGGGCGAGUUUUGCAACUCUGUUCUGGGAAACUUGACCGUAACCCCAGGAAACUCAUCCGCCGCCAAUGCCUGUAAUGAAUGUGCUCUUUUCAAACUGCGUGAUACUGCUCAAUUCCAGUACAACGAUGGGCCUUUGGUCUACUCCAAGAGAAUUUACCAGAGCUACACGUCAUCCUGUCAUUUUACUGGGUACCCGUUGACAGUUACACCUACGACAACACCUAUGGCCCCUCCUGCUACAUCUUUUCCUGGUCGACCGAGCUCUAUGGGUUCGAUGUCCGCUUCGGCGUCAGCCAAUACCCCUACAUCUUCCUGUAGCGGCACAAAGUACAAAAUCAAGUCUGAUGAUACUUGCAACUCGAUUUCGCUGUCCCAGGGUGUGGCUACUUGGCAAUUGCUCAUGGACAACAACCUGCCCGCCUAUUGCGCCCAGUUCCCACAAAAGGGCUCUCUUUGUAUCAAGAAUAAGUGUGACGUGUACACUGUUCGGGACGGUGAUACUUGUAGCUCUGUGUCUACUGCACACAACAUCAGCAAUGUUCAGCUUCGCGCCUGGAACUCCUGGAUUGACACCGGAUGCUACAACUUCAACCGAACUAUCGGUACUCAGAUAUGUGUGGAUGAGCCGGGUCAGAAGUAUGUCCCUCCUGCCACUGCUACGACCAGCACGGGAUCGUCUUCUGGCGCUACCUCUGCAGUCCCUGUUCCAAGCAAUGUUGCAGCAAACACUACUACCAGGUGCGGAGAGUACUAUACAGUGCAACCGCGUGAGGAGUGUGACAUCUUCACGACCAAGUUCGGCAUUUCCCUUCAGGACUUUGUAGUCCUAAACCCGGAAAUCAAUUCCAACUGCACUAAUCUGCUUGCAAACACAAGUUACUGUGUGCAACCUGUAGGAGAUAUAAACUCGUAUCCAAAUGCCCCUGACUACAUGGGAGCUGAUCCCUCUACCACGAAGGUUCCGUUCACCAGUCUUCCUGACUCCACAUACUCGCCGGUCUUUGUCAAACUCCCGCUCGCACCCAGAACCCUCGAGGGCUGCCUUACCUACGCAGAUGGAAGCACGCUGCAGUAUAAUAUGACAGGAGUAUCUGGCUGCGAAGCAGCUGCCUACUUCUUUGAGACGACCCAGGCAGAUCUGAAAAGAUGGAACCCCUCGCUUGGAAAAGGUAGCGGCUCGUCAAACAGCACCGACAAUUGCUGUUUCUCGAAGCAGUACCGGUAUUGCAUGGAUUAUGAAGUUGCUUCCUCGACUGCUGCUCCAUCUGGAAUUCGUACUUCUACGCCGGUUCCUGCUGCUACCAAGCACGCCCGUAGCCAUAUCCGUGAACACAACCACAAGCACUACAGUUGA